AUGCUUUUGUGCCGAACUACUGCCAGCCGCGCGAUCCGCAGCUUGAAGCAAAGAGUUGAAGCAAAGAGCUUGCACAUUCCAAGAGGGAUGUUUUCCCUCAGAAUUUGUUCCGGAAGUUCUGCCCGAGUGACAUGGCGAAUGCGCCAGCCUUUGCGGCCCUUUUCCAUGUUGCAGCAGCUGCCAGACUAUGCAAAAGGAUCACAAGCUCUCGCUGAAGGGCGGUUCAUGGAAGCUCUUCCGAUGCUCCGGAGAUCUGUGGAGGUGGCUGAUGCUUACUUCCCAGCAGAUGCAGGUUCCGAGCUUGCUGAAUGCCAUGCCUCCUUGGGCUCCUGUUUGUGGCACACAGGCGAGUUCGAGGAAGCUGCUCGUCAGUUCACAGCCAAAGGCCUUUCCGAGCCUUUGCUCUUGGCCGGGGCUUUGGUCCUUUUCGAACUGGGUCGCUUUGACGAGGCUGCGAACCUGACUUCAAGCUUGGCUUGCACUGACUUCUCCGUGAAGCAGUAUGCUGCCGCACUGCGAAGUGCGCUGCAAGCAGUCACAGGUUCCGGGGAGGAGCCGGUAGCGGAUGAUUUGUCCAAGGAAGCUGCAAGCAUUCUGAAAUUCAAUGCGCUCAUCAAGGAUAUUGUCAAGGACGAAGGUGUCGUCUCAAGCGUAGCUUUGAGCAGCGAUUUGGUGGGUGAGCUGGAUGGCUCGACUGGGGUGAUGCUGCGAUGUACGCUGGGAGAGCUUGCCGUUCUGCAAGGCCUCAGAGAUGACUGGGUUGAAGAGUGCCUGGUGAAGACCUUGAAGCACUUUGACCAGCUGCAUUCGGAAGACCCAUUUGGAGAGGCAAAAGACCCAUUUGGACAGGCAACAGUGUUCCGUGCUUUGACGGCAUUGGCAACCUGGACCAAUGCCAACGGUGAUGCAAUCACUGCUGAAGGACUUUUUACCUCAGCCCGAGACCGUGCGGCACGCCACACUUAUCCCGGAAGGGCCAACAUUUGGCGCAGUGGUGUAGCCCAUGCAUUCGCAACGAUGUUGGAGACAGGCCGCCACGCCGAGCAGCGCGCGCCGGAGAUCCGGCAGCUCCGCGAGAGGUGUGGUGCCACGGGGCCAAGCUGCGCUGAUCGGCGCUGGGCUCUGUUGGUGGUACCAUCGCCGGUAGAGGUAGUGAAGUGA
Messenger RNA from Durusdinium trenchii, 1161 nucleotides. The record is from the annotation of a GenBank genome assembly. Lineage: Eukaryota; Dinophyceae; Suessiales; Symbiodiniaceae.